AUGAGCGACAAGGAAUGUACAGUUUUUGUCAUCGAUUUGGGCGCUGACAUGGGCGGCUGCCACCAUGGCAGACAACGCACAGACCUAGAGUUGGCUUUGUCGUAUUUUCAGGACCAAAUCUCGCGCAAGCUUUUGCUGAACAGGAAAACUGAUGUAGUUGGAAUUGUGACAUUCAAAUGCGAUGAAACAAAAAAUGACUUGGCGGAGCAAGAAGCUUACUGGAAUAUUAAUGUUAUGUAUCCAAUUCAGACGUCGUUGUUCACAAAAAUGCAAUAUGUGAAAAGCAGGCUCGUACCCAACAGAACAAUGCAGGGAGAUUUGAUAUCUGCAAUUGUUGUGUCGUUUGAUAUUAUCGCUCGAUUUUGCAAAAAAAAUAAAUGGAAGAAAAACAUGGUCGUCCUUACUGGCGCACGAGGGAUUUUUGACUUUAGCGAUUAUUUGGGAAUUGCUGAGCAAAUGGUACAGCAUGAAGUCCGAUUAAGCUUACUAGGAAUUGAUUUUGACGAUCCGAAUACUCAGACUUUCGAGUAUUCCAAAGACCCGGAGAAGAAAGAGAAUGAGCGACAGUUGAGGCAUUUUGUCGAUAGCUGUAAAGGAACCGUCCUCGUCUUUCAGGAUGUAGAAAAACGCAUAGGAGAGCCCUUGGUACAUCGGGUUCGACCUGUAAGUGUGUUUAAAGGAUCACUAACCAUCGGCAAUGAUGGCGAAAACGAAGCUUCUGUAACUAUGCAUGUAGAACGAUAUCCGAGGACACGUGCUACAAAACCUCCUACUUCAAGUGCCUUUAAUGCUGGUUCAAAGCUUCCAAAAGAGGAUGAAAAGCAAGAGCAAUUCUCAUCUUCGCAGGAAAAGCCAUGGGAAUCUAAUGCUAUAUCAACGGUUCGCUCAUACGUCGUCCGAGAUUCUCAAACAAAUGAGGUUUUUGAAGUGGAUAGAAAGGAUUUGGAAAGUGGUUACAGCUACGGACGCACAAUUGUGCCUAUAAGUCGUUCCGACGAAGAUAUUUUAGCAUUGGAGACAAAAGCAGGUUACGAAGUUAUGGGAUUUAUACCCAAAGCAAGUCUUCCAUGCUAUUAUACCAUUAGUGAAUCAAAUAUCAUUAUUCCUAGAGGAGAUGAAACGAAUAAACAAAGAUUCUCCUCUUUUGUGCAAUCUUUAGAACGCGAACAUAGAUAUGCAUUGGCGAGGUAUGUUCCGAAAGAAAGAGGCUCACCAAUUUUACUUGUUCUUAUGCCUUAUGUUGAAUCGAAGAAACACUAUCUAGUAGAUGUUCAGUUGCCCUUUGCAGAGGACGUACGGCCAUAUCAAUUUCCAGACCUUGAAGAACUGUCUGACCCUCAAGAGAAGCAACGACUAGAUGAAGCUAUGAACCACUACGUUGACAACAUGGACUUAGACUCUUCCGAAUGCCCUUUUCAACCAAAGUUUGAGCCAGAAAAUACGUAUAGCGCUGUACCCCAUCGACUGUUUCAAGUAAUAACCCAUUACGCUGAGUUUCCAAACGAAAAAUUACCAUCUCCACCGGAAUAUGUAGUUCGUUAUACUAAUCCUCCGGCGAAUAUGCUUGAUAAUUGCUCUAAGGACUUGGAUGUUAUUUCUGAAACAUUGUCUGUUAUACAGCCCUCGGAACCCAAAUAUGCUUCACAGGAAACAGCAUUGGAUAGCGGCGCCCCUAUAUCUGAGCAAGAGAUUGAUGAGCUAUUAAAUGCCGGUAUUGAUGAACAGGAAGAAAAAGCAUUGAUUUUACAUGUUAGUGAAAAGGACCCUGUGGGAACAUUUACGGAAAUUCUGAAAAAUCCAUUUGGGCUGGAAGAUGCUCUUUCUGAAAUGGAGGGCGUCAUACGAAGGCUAGUUGCAAAGGAAGAAAAUAAUUUAGCAUUACUGUCUUUACAAGCCUUGCGUGUUCAUUCAAUUUUAGAGGAUGAAGCAGAUCGCUAUAAUAAGUAUAUUAAACGAUUACAAACAGAUGUAUCAGAAGGCGUCUUGCCAAGGAACGAUGAUGCUUUGUCUAGGAUUACUUCAGAUCUCGCUCCAAUUCAGCAUGAGGAGCUAAUGAAGGCUCGUCCUCCUGAAUCAAGUGAAUGA
Molecule: messenger RNA, 2085 nt
Organism: Schizosaccharomyces osmophilus
Lineage: Eukaryota; Fungi; Ascomycota; Schizosaccharomycetes; Schizosaccharomycetales; Schizosaccharomycetaceae
Gene: pku80
Product: Ku domain helicase (XRCC5-like protein) Pku80-like
Exons: 4
Coding region: 1-2085 (694 amino acids)
Biological process (GO): telomere maintenance; double-strand break repair via nonhomologous end joining; cellular response to gamma radiation
Cellular component (GO): nucleus; Ku70:Ku80 complex
Molecular function (GO): double-stranded DNA binding; telomeric repeat DNA binding; damaged DNA binding
Source: RefSeq, a predicted model, not a curated record